AUGUCACAACGCCAUCGCGUGUGCCAUUACAGAGGAAUUGAUGGAGAAAUUACCGUACGGCAACAACAUUACGACUCCUUUUUAGUGACCAAUUUGAAGUUGAACAAUAGCCUUGUCACUGUGAUCGAAGGCAACAUCGCUGACAUUAUUCGUGGCAUGCCCAAUUACGCUUCGAAAGGAUUUACGAUUGAAGGAAAUGUGGGUUUAACGAUUCUUCACUGA
This is a messenger RNA of Strongylus vulgaris, 222 nucleotides long. NCBI's taxonomy places the organism in Eukaryota, Metazoa, Nematoda, Chromadorea, Rhabditida, Strongylidae. The record is from the annotation of a GenBank genome assembly.